This is a messenger RNA of Chrysochloris asiatica (Cape golden mole), 1350 nucleotides long. RefSeq names its product putative zinc finger protein 66-like. Bases 1 to 1350 code for a protein of 449 amino acids. Gene Ontology annotation, molecular function: RNA polymerase II cis-regulatory region sequence-specific DNA binding; DNA-binding transcription activator activity, RNA polymerase II-specific. Lineage: Eukaryota; Metazoa; Chordata; Mammalia; Afrosoricida; Chrysochloridae. The record is from RefSeq and is a predicted model, not a curated record. Gene Ontology annotation, cellular component: nucleus. Gene Ontology annotation, biological process: regulation of transcription by RNA polymerase II. The transcript is spliced from 4 exons.
AUGAAUAUACGGCGUGUGGGAAAGUCUCUGGUGAGGUGUCACUCCUCCCUGGACUUGUGUACCUCAGAACUGACUGCACAUAAAAGAAUCCACAGCGGAGAGAAGCCUUAUGAAUGUAAGCAAUGUGGGAAAGCCUUCAGACGGUCCUCACACUGCCGUAGACACAUGCGAACUCAUAGUGGAGAGAGGCCCUAUGAAUGUAAAGAAUGUGGGAAAGCCUUUAGAACAACUGCACAUCUUACAGGACAUAGAAUAAUCCACAGUGGAGAGAAACCUAAUGAAUGUAAGGAGUGUGGGAAAGCGUUUAAAAGCAACACAUACCUAAGAAUACAUACAAGAAACCACAGUGGAGAGAAGCCUUAUGAAUGUAAGGAGUGUGGGAAAGGCUUUCUAACACCCUCAAGACUCAGAACACAUACAAUAAUCCACAGUGGAGAGAAGCCUUAUGAAUGUAAGGAGUGCGGGAAAGCAUUUAGAACAACUUCACAACUUACAAUACAUAGAGGAAUCCACAGUGCGGAGAGGCCCUAUGAAUGUAAGGAGUGUGGGAAAGGCUUUCUAACACCCUCAAGCCUCAGAACACAUAAAAUAAUCCACAGUGGAGAGAGGCCCUAUGAAUGUAAAGAAUGUGGAAAAGCCUUUAGAACAACCGCACAUCUUACAGCACAUAGAGUAAUCCACAGUGGAGAGAAGCCUUAUGAAUGUAAGGAGUGUGGGAAAGCCUUUAGCAGAACCUCACACCUUAAAUCACAUAGAAUAAUCCACAGUGCAGAGAAGCCCUAUGAAUGCAAGCAAUGUGGAAAAGCCUUUAAAACAACUGCAACCCUUAGAAGUCAUAGAAGAACCCACACUGAAGAUAGGCCCUAUGAAUGUAAAGAAUGUGGAAAAGCCUUUAGAACAACCUCACAUCUUACAGUACAUAGACUAAUCCACAGUGGAGAGAAGCCUUAUGAAUGUGAGGAGUGUGGGAAAACCUUUAAAAGUACUUCACAACUUAAAAGACAUAGACUAAUCCACAGUGCAGAGAGGCCCUAUGAAUGUAAGGAGUGUGGGAAAGCGUUUAGAACAACUUCACACCUUACAAGACAUAGAAAAAUCCACAGUGCAGAGAGGCCUUAUGAAUGCAAGCAAUGUGGGAAAGCCUUUAGAACGCCUGCACUCCUUAGAAGGCAUAGAAGAAUCCACAGUGGAGAGAGGCCCUAUGAAUGUACAGAAGGCAACAACUUAGCCGACCAGAGGGCCAUAGAAAAUUGCUUAAAAGCCAACGUAGCCCUAGUGACUCAGUUGCCGGACACAGGAGACACCGCCUUGCCUGAGGACCAGCCUUACACCAAGGCCGACCUAGACUAG